This is a messenger RNA of Carica papaya (papaya), 1416 nucleotides long. It is a transcript of the gene VIP1, whose product is annotated as VIRE2-interacting protein 1. Lineage: Eukaryota; Viridiplantae; Streptophyta; Magnoliopsida; Brassicales; Caricaceae. Gene Ontology annotation, cellular component: nucleus. Gene Ontology annotation, molecular function: DNA-binding transcription factor activity. The record is from RefSeq and is a predicted model, not a curated record. Gene Ontology annotation, biological process: regulation of DNA-templated transcription.
CCCUCCUUUAUUACUUUCUGUGAUUGACUUCAAUGAAUCCUUGAGCUCAAAACCAUCACUGAUUACUGAACAACACUCGCCGCCGCUACCACCACCGUCACCGAGAGAGAUGGAGGCAAAGCUGGCAGGUACCGGGGUCAGCGAGAUAGAGCAGAUGCCAGAAGUCCCGCAGCACAGAGGGCCCCACCACCGGAGGGCCCACUCAGAUACCUCCUUCCGCUGCUUCGACGAUCUCCUUCUCUUCGACCCUUCCGACCUUGACCUCUCCUCCCUCGACCUCCCUCCCUCCAAUCCUCCUCCGCCGCGUGCCUCCCCCAUGGCCGUCGAUUCCUCCGACGAGUCCUCAUCCAACGGCGCCCCACCUCACGCUCCCCCUCCUCCUCCCUCUUCUCUCCCCAAACCCCCCAGGACAAUCUCCCACUUUCGCAGUCUCUCCGUUGACUCCGACUUCUUCGACGGAUUUGCCCUCACCCCCUCCGUUCCUCCCCCUGAUGACAGCUUUGGCGGGAAAACCUCUUCGGCCGGGGGAGAGAAGAGACCGUAUUAUCACAGACACAGUAAUUCCAUGGAUGGAACGAGUUCGGCGUCGUUUGAGCUUGACUCAAUUUUGGGUAUGGAUGGUAUGAAGAAAGCUAUGGCUCCAGAUAGACUUGCCGAGCUCGCCCUUGUUGAUCCUAAGAGAGCUAAACGGAUUCUUGCUAAUAGACAAUCUGCUGCGCGUUCGAAGGAGAGGAAAAUAAGGUACACGAAUGAGCUGGAGAGGAAGGUGCAGACGCUUCAGACUGAAGCAACCACCCUCUCUGCUCAAGUCACGAUGCUUCAGAGAGACACAACAGGAUUGACUGCCGAGAAUAAGGAACUUAAACUGCGAUUACAGGCAAUGGAGCAACAAGCGCAGCUUAGAGAUGCUCUAAAUGAAGCAUUAAGGGAAGAAGUGCAGCGACUUAAGAUUGCAGCCGCGCAACUCCCAGCUGUCAAUGGAAACCCUUUCAACCGGGUACUUCCUCCUCAAUUUCCAACCCAGCAAACAGCAUUGCAUCCGUUUGGUAGCCAGCAGCAGCAGCAGCAGCAACAAGCAGCGCAGAUACAGACGCUUCAAUCAUCCCCCAGCAACCAGUCUCUCAACGGACAGCCACACCCUAGCUUUAUGGACUUCAAUUAAAGGGUCUAGUGUGUUUCAUCACAGAAGAAAGAGAAAAUUCUAAUCAAGAUUUUGUACAUAGAAAUAUGUAUGUGAUUGCAGCGGGUAAAGAAAAAUGGUUGUGAAAAGCGUUGCACAUAUGGGAUAUAUGUUACCCAAUUUAGGAUAGCCUUAAUACAAAAACAUGUUGUAGGAAAUUAGGUGCUAAUAUGCUUUGAUCUGGUGAAUGAUUGCUGUAAUGUAUCUUUGAUAUUUGAUGACUUGCAUUUAACAAA